Liolophura sinensis is the source of this 1689-nucleotide messenger RNA. RefSeq lists its product as uncharacterized. NCBI's taxonomy places the organism in Eukaryota, Metazoa, Mollusca, Polyplacophora, Chitonida, Chitonidae. Bases 1 to 1689 code for a protein of 562 amino acids. The transcript has a single exon. The record is from RefSeq and is a predicted model, not a curated record.
AUGUCCGUUGUAGGGGACGUUGUUGUAUCGACAAGGGGUGUUGUGACGAGUGAUGUUGUUGGUGAUACACUUGUUGUUUCUACCGACGUAGGUGGAACGAAACCUGGCGUUGUUGGACGUAUUAAGUCUGUCGUUGGUGGAACGAUAUCAGUGGUUGGUGAUGUUGUAUCGACCACAGGCGUUGUGACAAGUGAUGUGGUUGUUGAUACAACUGUUGAAUCGAUUGACGUAGGAGGAAUAACAACUUGUGUGGUUGCACGUGGGAAUUCUGUUGUUGGCGGUACGAUGUCCGUAGUUGGUGAUGUAUCGACCGCCGACAUUGUGACAACUAAUGUGGUUUGUGAUAUACUUGUUGUGUCAACAGACGUAGGUGGAACGACAGCAGGCGUUGUUACACGUGGUAAUUCUGUUAGUGGCGGAAUAAUGCCUAUAGUGGAAGAUAUUGUUAAUUCAACCACAGGGGUUGUGAUAGAUAAUGCAGACGUUGUGUCUACCGAAGUAAGUGGAACGAUAACUGGCGUAGUCUGGCGUAGAAAUUCUGUUGUUGGCGGAACGAUGUCUGUAAUUAGUGAUGUUGUUAAUUCAACCACUGUUGUGUCGUCUGAAAUAGAUGGAACAAUAACUGGCGUUGUUGAACGUGGGAAUUCUGUCGUUGGCAGAAUGUCCGUUGUAGGUGACGUUGCUGUAUCGACUACAGGUGUUGUGACAAUUGAUGUCGUUGCUGAUGUUGUAUCGACCGAAGUAGGUGGAAUGACAAUUGGCGUUGUUGGACGUGGUAAUUCUGUUGUUGGCGGUACGAUGUCUGGUGUCGAAGCAAGUGAUGAGGUUGGUGACACAAUUGUUGUAUCAACCGUGAUAGAUGGAACCAAAGCUGGCGUUGUUGGACGUGGGAAUUGUGUUGUUGGUGGAACAAUAUCUGUAGUUGGUGAUGUUGUUGUAUCGACUACUGGCGUUGUGACAAGUGAUGUAAUUGGUGAUACAACUGUUGAAUCCACAGAAGGAGAUGGAAUGACAAAUGGCGUUGUUGGACGUGGCAAGUCUGUCGUUGGUGGAACGAUGUCCGUAGUUGGUGAUGUUGUAUUGACCACAGGCGUUGUGACAAGUGAUGUGGUUGGCGAUACAACUGUUGUAUCGGCUGAAGUAGGUGGAACGACAACUGGCGCGGUUGGACGUGGGAACUCUGUUGUUGGAGGAAAGAUCCCUGUCGUUGGAGAUAUUGUUGCUGGCGGAAUGAUGUCCGUUGGUGAUGAUGUUAAUUCGACCACCGGUGUUGUGACAACUGGUGUCGGUUGUGAUACAACUGUUGUAUCGAGCGUAGUAGGUGGGACUAAAACUGGCGUUGUUGACUGUGGUAAUUCUGUUGUAGGCUGGAGGAUAACUGAGCUUUCAACACGCAUGGUUCUGCCUGGUGUUAGCUCGGUUCUCGUUGUGAAUGACUCUGUUAUCGGCAUUGAAAAUGAUGGUAUAGUUGGUACAGUGAGUUCAGUUACAAAUGUAGUCGCUCUAAUUGGUAAUGUCACUGUUGGUAUUGGGAACUCUGGCGAACUGGGUUCGGGCGGUAAAGUGAAGGAGUCUGUAGUUUCCUUGAGAAUAAAUGAAGUUCUCAUCGCGGUGGUUGAAUCCACUGUCAUGGAGGGUGUGAUGACCGUUUGUGUCUCUACUCUGCCUACAAGGACAGUAAAAGAGUGA